Molecule: messenger RNA, 882 nt
Organism: Knipowitschia caucasica
Lineage: Eukaryota; Metazoa; Chordata; Actinopteri; Gobiiformes; Gobiidae
Source: the annotation of a GenBank genome assembly
AUGGCAGUGGGUACGGCGGUGGGUAUGUUGGUGGGUGCGCCGUUGGGUAUGUUGGUGGGUGCGCCGUUGGGUAUGUUGGUGGGUGCGGCGUUGGAUAUGGCAGUGGGUGCGGGAGUGGGUAUGGUGGUGGGUAUGGGGGUGGGUAUGGUGGUGGGUUUGGGGGUGGGUAUGGGGGUGGGUAUGGGGGUGGGUAUGACAGUGGAUACUGUGGUGGGUAUGGCGGUGAGUAUGAUCGUGGGUAUGGGGGUGGGUAUGAUGGUGGAUAUGGGGGUGGGUAUGGGGGUGGGUAUGAUGGUGGAUAUGGGGGUGGGUAUGGGGGUGGGUAUGAUGGUGGGUAUGGGGGUGGGUAUGAUGGUGUGUAUGGCGGUGGGUAUGGCGGUGGGUAUGGGGGGGGGUAUGAUGGUGUGUAUGGCGGUGGGUAUGGCGGUGGGUAUGAUGGUGGGUAUGGGGGUGGGUAUGAUGGUGGGUAUGGGGGUGGGUAUGGCGGUGGGUAUGAUGGUGGGUAUGGGGGUGGGUAUGAUGGUGGGUAUGGCGGUGGGUAUGAUGGUGGGUAUGAUGGUGGGUAUGGGGGUGGGUGCAGCAGUGGGUAUGGCAGUGGAUACUGUGGUGGGUAUGUUGGUGGGUUCAGUGGUGGGUAUGGUGGUGGGUACUGUGUUGGGUAUGGCGGUGGGCAUGAUGGUGGGUAUGGUGAUGGGUACGGUGGUGGGUAUGGUGAUGAGUAUGGGGAUGGGUGCGGCGGUGGGUAUGGGGGUGGGUUUGGCAUCAGGUGCGGCAGUGGGUAUGGCAGUGGGUAUGGCGGUGGAUACGGCGCUUGGUACGGCAGUGGGUACCUCAAAGGGUACGACGGUGGGUACGGCGACUAGAAAGCAACAAAAGCAGUAG